Felis catus (domestic cat) is the source of this 1411-nucleotide messenger RNA. RefSeq names its product ubiquitin-conjugating enzyme E2 variant 1-like. Bases 539 to 847 code for a protein of 102 amino acids. The transcript has a single exon. Gene Ontology annotation, cellular component: nucleus. Lineage: Eukaryota; Metazoa; Chordata; Mammalia; Carnivora; Felidae. The record is from RefSeq and is a predicted model, not a curated record. Gene Ontology annotation, biological process: DNA damage tolerance; protein K63-linked ubiquitination.
CUGAGUUGAAGUUGGACACUUAACCGACUGAGCCACCCAGGCACCCCUAUUUAUUUUUAGAGAGAGAGAGUGUGUGUACACGAGCUGCAGAGGAGUAGAGAGAAUCUUAAGCAGGAUCCCCACUGACAGCGAAGAGGGUCAUCUCGAUCUCAUGGGGCUCGAUCUCAUGAACAGUGAGAUCAUGACCUGAGCCUAAGUCAAAAGUCGGGUGCUUAGCCAACUGAGCCACCCAGGCAACCCGGCUCCUCUAAACCUUUGAUCUGGGUUAAGAGGUGGGGGUAUGAGUAGGUAAAAUGUUUUGGAUUCUGUGUCUCCCUCUCUCUCUCUGCCCCUCCCCCGCUUGCAUUUUCUCUCUCACUCAAAAAUAAACAAAUCUUAAAAAAAAAAAGUAGGAGUGACAGCGACGCAAGACGGCAGCCACCACGGGCUCGGGAGUAAAAAAGUCCCUCGCGAUUUUCGACUGUUGGAAGAACUGGAAGAAGGCCAGAAAGGAGUAGGAGAUGGCACAGUUAGCUGGGGUCUAGAAGAUGAUGAAGACAUGACACUUACAAGAUGGACAAGAAUGAUAAUUGGGCCUCCAAGAACAACUUAUGAAAACCGAAAAUACAGCCUUAAAAUAGAAUGUGGACCUAAAUACCCAGAAGCACCCCCCUUUGUAAGAUUUGUAACAAAAAUUAAUAUGAAUGGAGUUAAUAGUUCUAAUGGACUGGUGGACCCAAGAGCCACAUCAGUGCUAGCAAAAUGGCAGAAUUCAUAUAGCAUCAAAGUCGUCCUGCAAGAGCCCCGGCGCCUAAUGAUGUCUAAAGAAAACAUGAAACUCCCUCAGCCGCCCGAAGGACAGUGUUAACAGCAAUUAAUCAAAAAGAAAAACCACAGGCCCUCCCCUACGCCCCUCCCAUUCGAUUUAACCAGUCUUCAUUUUCCACAGUAGUAAAUUUUCUAGAUACGUCUUGUAGACCUCAAAGUACUGGGAAGGAAGCUCCCAUUCAAAGGCAAUUUAUCUUAAGAUACUGGAAACGAUACUAAUUUUUUUUGUCCACUUAAAAUAUGUAAGUUGUGCUAUAACAAAUCAUCCUGUCAACUGUCCACAUAGUUGAACUUCUGGGAUCAAGAAAGUAUAUUUAAAUGGGUUCCCAUCAUAACUGGUGGGGCACAUCUAACUCAACCGUGAAAAGACACAUCACACAAUCACCUUGCUGCUGAUUACAUGGCCUGGGGUCUCUGCCUUCUCCCCUUCUCCUCCCCCUGCCUCCCUGCCUGCCUCCCUCCCUCCCUCCCUGCAACAGCCCUCCAGCUUGGGGUGGCUUGCUAGAGUAGGUGUGAAGGUUUCAGGUCACAGCCUGUGGGACUACUGCUGGGUGUGUGGGGGUGCUCUAGCUGCACCCCUGCUUUUUUUAAGUCUUAAAUGAUG